Coniophora puteana RWD-64-598 SS2 is the source of this 1365-nucleotide messenger RNA. Its product is annotated as NTF2-like protein. Lineage: Eukaryota; Fungi; Basidiomycota; Agaricomycetes; Boletales; Coniophoraceae. The record is from RefSeq and is a predicted model, not a curated record. Bases 61 to 1266 code for a protein of 401 amino acids. Gene Ontology annotation, biological process: polyketide metabolic process. The transcript is spliced from 13 exons.
GCUUCAUCUGUGCUGAAGGAGUCAACCUGCAUAGCGCACUAGCUCGCUCAAAUCCACACUAUGGUCUCAGUGGUAGCGUUCCCCAACGCGGUUGUAUCCGUCGUGAAACCCCCGACCUUACUCGUCUUGCUCCCUGCUAGCCAGUCACAGUGGUGCGAGCAGUUCUCUCAGGAAGGGUACAACGUCCUGCACAUCGAUUACCCGGUCCCUGCCGGCACCUCCUUUCGCGAUGCAUUGAAGGACGCUGAAACUCAUAUAAUCCAGCUUGGAGCGCCCUGGGGUCUAGUGACUUACGGGCUUGACAACAAAGACGCUGAAACAAUAGUCUCCCGCAUGGGGCUUUCAAUUGCCGAUCUUAAGGCAAACGUUCAUUUCUGCCCAUCGGCAGAAUCGACUCGCGGAUUUCUACUGAAAGAUAGUCAUGGAAGAUAUGUUCCUGUUACUUUUCAUCUGGCAGCUUCUCAAGAGUCCCUGCAUGCCUUGAUCUUACCUCACGAAGAUCCAAGUAGCUUCGAUUAUGAAUUGCCUACUCAUUCGCAUCCACCGGUCAAGGCAUACACAUACCCCUUGAUGGCAGCUUCGCCACCAUUCCCUUUUGGCUUAUCAGCGCCCACUGCCACAGCUAAGGAUACAGUCACACCGACUAACUCGUAUUUGCGAUCUGCUUGCAGUCUGUCCCAUUCUAGGACUCUUGAACUUCUGAGACGAUACUUGGGCCCUCAUUUCAACUUCGAGAAACUAUGGGAGGCACAUACGUACUUUGAAUUCUCAGAAAGAAACGCACAGAAAACAAUGGCCACCAUGGUUGGCAACCCCUAUGUCAAUCACAUACCCACUAUGACCGGGGGGGUUGGCUAUGACGACUUGGCGAGGUUCUAUAAAUACCAUUUCACAAAGGUUACUCCUGCGGACGCCGAGAUGAUCCCGAUAUCAAGAACAGUGGGGUCUGACCGCAUCAUCGACGAGAUGGUGUUUAAGUUCCACCACACCGAGGAAAUCGACUAUUUCCUUCCUGGAAUUCCCCCGACUGGGAAAUACGUUGAGAUAGCGCUGGUGGGCGUGAUUGCAUUCCGUGGCGAUAAACUAUUCUUUGAGCACAUAUACUGGGAUCAAGCAAGCCUUCUUGUUCAAGUCGGGCUACUUGAUCCAACCAAACUACCAGUGGCUGGAGUGGAGGUUGCCCGCAAAGCGAUAGAUCCGUUUGGUAUGCCAAGUAACACACUUCUCGGCCGAUGGCAUGAAAGCGAGGGGCAGCCUAUUGAGUGACGGAUGAGAUAUCGACAACACAAUGUGACGUAUGUCUCAAAUCCUAUACAGCCUGUAUCAUUGUCGCAGCAGAUAGGAGCGAAGAUGUAACACAUACCG